CCCGGUCUUCGUGUAGAUCAGUGGGACCGCCGAGUUUCGGCUUCGGUGUUUUCGGGCUGGCUGUUCUUUGUCCUCCAUUAGAGCUCGGAUUCCCAGCCCCAUCGUACGGCGCAGGCCCGAAGUAGCGCAGCCGCUCUGAGUUCGUGUUUGAGGCUAGCAUCACGCGAUGGAGGAGGAGCACAACGUCCACCAAACUGAACACCUGACCACCAUCGAAGAGCACACAGUCCAACAGGUCCACGUGGCCACCUACACCGACCACAGCAUGCUGAGUGCCGACGAGGACUCGCCCUCGUCAGCGGACGACGACGCCUACGACGACUCGGACAUCCUUCACUCGGCCGGCAACGACGAGGUCACGGCGCACCUGGCAGCCGCAGGCCCAGUGGGCAUGGCUGCUGCUGCUGCCGUAGCAACGGGAAAGAAACGCAAGAGGCCCCACAUCUUUGAGUCCAACCCCUCGAUCCGCAAAAGACAGCAGACACGCCUGCUGAGGAAACUGAGAGCCACUCUGGACGAGUACACCACCAGAGUUGGCCAGCAGGCCAUAGUGCUGUGCAUCUCUCCCUCCAAACCCAACGCGUUGUUCAAGGUGUUCGGGGCUGCGCCCCUGGAGAACGUGGUGAGGAAGUACAAGGGCAUGAUUUUGGAGGACCUAGAGAAUGCCCUGGCCGAGCACGCGCCACCUGGGGGGGAGCUCACAUCCGAGCUGCCCCCCCUCACCAUCGACGGCAUCCCUGUCUCUGUGGACAAGAUGACACAGGCCCAGCUGCGGGCGUUCAUCCCAGAGAUGCUGAAGUAUUCAACGGGUAGGGGAAAACCUGGCUGGGGCAAGGAGAGUUGCAAGCCCAUCUGGUGGCCUGAGGAUAUCCCCUGGGCUAAUGUGCGCAGCGACGUGCGCACAGAGGAGCAGAAACAAAGGGUCUCGUGGACCCAGGCACUGCGGACCAUCGUGAAGAACUGCUACAAGCAGCACGGCCGCGAAGAUCUGCUCUACGCCUUCGAGGACCAGGUGCAAGUGCCUCAACACACCACUAUGACCACAGCCAGCAUCGCCCACCUGGUGCCGUCACAGACCGUGGUGCAGACCAUCAGCAACCCGGACGGUACCGUGUCACUCAUACAGGUGGGCACGGGGCAGACGGUUGCCACGCUGGCCGAUGCAUCAGAGCUGCCCGGCACAGUGACUGUGGCCCAGGUCAACUACACCACUGUGAACGACGGAGAGUUUACGUGUGGUGAGAUUUCUGGCGCAAAAGAGCAGUCCAGAGCACACCCAGGUGGGUGCUACACAUUUGUCAUGGACGAGAAUCUGUCAGCGGUGUGUCGCACAUUGCCCAUGGAGGUGUCGCCACAGUACAUUGUUGAGCAGAACUGGGCGACUCUGCAGGGCGGUGAGAUGACCAUCCAGACCACUCAGGCAUCCGAGGCCAAUCAGGCAGUGGCCUCCCUCGCCGAGGCCGCGGUCGCCGCCACCCAGGAGAUGCAGCAGGGCGCCACCGUCACCAUGGCACUCAACAGUGAGGCGGCUGCCCAUGCCGUGGCGACGCUGGCCGAGGCCACCCUACAGGGAGGGGGGCAGAUCGUCCUGGCCGGGGAGACCGCGGCCGCUGUGGGGGCACUGACCGGGGUGCAGGAUGGCAGCGGUACGUACCACACAACCUCUCAACAGCUGCUGUCAGGCCUGGUGCAGAUACCGGUCAGCAUGUACCAGACCGUGGUGACCAGCCUGGCCCAGGGGAACCGGCCGGUCCAGGUGGCCAUGGCUCCGGUGACUACGCGCAUCGACAACACGGUCACACUGGAUGGGCAGGCGGUGGAGGUCGUGACCUUGGAGCAGUGACCCUACCCUCUCCCCUCUGUAGGUGUGUACAGCUGGAGUGAGCUAGUCCAUCUCCACACACCGCGCUCUGUACAAUGUAAAAAUAUUUUUAAUGUACAUUAUUAGCAGGAUAAUAAAAAGCGAUGGAUUUAUCAAUGAAUUGUGUUCACUAUGUAUAUAUGGUAGAAGAUGUUUUUUUAUUAGCUUCUAUAUUUUUUUUUUUUGCUUUUUUCUUUGUGAUGUUGAAAAUUGUGUAACAAGGGUUAGAGAGUAUUUCUUAUUUAUUUCUUUACACCUUUUAGAGAAGAUUAACCAAAAAGCCAAGGGGUAAGCCACCACCAUCUCUAUCACCGUCCCAUUAUUUAAGUUUACGGAUUAGGUUACUGCUCGAGUGUUCAUGUUUAAAGUGUUUUAUGUUUUCUUGAUAAAAUGCGGUUACCAAAUCAGUGCCAUAUUCACAGAUAACAAUCCCUGCCCUGUGGUCAUAGAUUUCAUAUGCACUCAGAUUUCACAACCCAGGAACAGUUCCACAAAUUCCAUCUCCCCUAUUACUCAAUGUUCCUGUUGGACCAGGAAUGUCAAUAAAGCUUCCCAAUCUCAAAUGUCCACUGUAAGACACCUUAAUCUACCAUCACCCCAAUGACAUGUUUUUUUGAAAUAUGAGUCCCUUCUGUGUGGUGUAUUCCCUGUCCUAUUGUACUGUAGUCCACAUGCUGGGAUUUGUAAAGACUCAGGAUAUGUUGGUACUGUUUCUUUUGUCCUGGACAUUUGACCUCCCGGCUCUGCGACCAUUUUGACUCCAGAAAGUGAAGUAACACCAUUGUCAUCUCAGUGAGUAACAUCCCUCCCUUUGAGUAUUUUUUUUUUCCACAAAGAUGCUCCUUUUUAUGUCAGUUGUAGGAACAGGGUUCUUAAUCAUUUUAUAAAUUGGGGGGGGGGGGGGCGGGGGAGGGUGCAGUACUGGAUACUACAGAGCUUUUUUUUUUUUUUAUCUGUUUGGAAUACAUUUGAGUUCUGUGUAAACUCAGCUCCCUUCAGGAUCCUCUGUCUGUUGUAAAGAGUAAUGUGGGGAAAUGAAGGUGUCAGAAAUGUGAAUUCAUUUGUCAGAAAGGAGCCAGAUUGACACCAAGCCUGCAUUAAACUCCUAAUAAAUUGUCUACUGUG
This is a messenger RNA of Esox lucius (northern pike), 2986 nucleotides long. It is a transcript of the gene nrf1, whose product is annotated as nuclear respiratory factor 1. Lineage: Eukaryota; Metazoa; Chordata; Actinopteri; Esociformes; Esocidae. Gene Ontology annotation, molecular function: RNA polymerase II cis-regulatory region sequence-specific DNA binding; DNA-binding transcription factor activity, RNA polymerase II-specific. Gene Ontology annotation, biological process: regulation of transcription by RNA polymerase II. Gene Ontology annotation, cellular component: nucleus. The record is from RefSeq and is a predicted model, not a curated record. Bases 167 to 1843 code for a protein of 558 amino acids. The transcript is spliced from 13 exons.